Aspergillus sclerotioniger CBS 115572 is the source of this 2036-nucleotide messenger RNA. RefSeq lists its product as uncharacterized. The coding region runs from base 239 to 1870 and encodes 543 amino acids. The transcript has 2 exons. NCBI's taxonomy places the organism in Eukaryota, Fungi, Ascomycota, Eurotiomycetes, Eurotiales, Aspergillaceae. The record is from RefSeq and is a predicted model, not a curated record.
UCGCAGUCAAUGUGGCUGUAGCUCGCCCACAUGGCUGCUGGCAUUGCAAGCUUCUGGAUAUGGUGGAUUUGUGUUACUGCUCCCUAUGAUCCUUCCCUCUCAAACUCCUGACCAUGCAUAUACAACCUUGCAAUCUAUCCCAACACAUAACUACAUACCAAUUCGACAUACACCCUCUUCUGGCAUCUACAAAAGCAAUCAUUGAAGUCAAAUAGGUGCCCAAAGGCAAACCGCAGCAAUGGCAGACACCAAGGAAGUCAUGUCUCCAUCUGUCGUGAUCUCGCCUCCCCUCAUCGACGUCGACCUCUACAAGUCAUUCGACGAGCUACACCAGCGCACAGUGGACAAGAUUCUGUCUGACGAGGCAAGCUUCGAUACUAGCUUUGACGACUAUAGCGGUAGUGAUGGGAUAAUCGCGAAUGAUGACCAACUACAAAGUGGUGGAGACCAGACCUCGAAACUUGCCACUGCUAAAGUUUCCGAACCUGCGGACUCGCCGUAUUUCCCAACCAAGAAGCGUUCCAAGGCCCAAAGGACGGCCCAAAGACACAUCAGUCGGAAUGAUUCACAGGAUGACGAGGGAUACGAUGAUGAUAGAGACACUUCUGCCGGCAUGGAUUUGGGUGGACCGAAUACACACGCGACCGUUAAUGGCGAAGAUCUAGACGACGUUUCUGAGGAGGAUAUUGUGUUUGCUUCUGUAAACCCAGAUCGAAGGAUGGAAUUACUCACCUUCAUCAGCUCGCAUUCCUUCAUGAAGAAGGGCGAAUAUCCUGUGCCGCACUCCGCGCGACGGAGAUUCGUGCGUGACCUACGUCGGCAGAGCCUAUCGGUCGGCAUGAAAGAGGCUGAUCUUGAUCAACUGGUUGCGUAUGUCAAGAGGACCUACCUUGAGCUAUACGGAAAUAGUUAUGUCAAUUGGGAUGGUUCACAGUUCGGUGACGAGAUCAGCGACGAGCCCAGAAGCCAAGAGAGUCGGUCCAAAUUAUCGAAGAAGGAGAAGAAGAGGAAGCGAACCACUGGUGAUGAUCAAGAGCCAGCAAUGAAGGAGGAUAGGAAAGGUUCCUCGAAGAGGAGGAUGUCGCAUGAAGCAAUCGCCGAUGGCAAUGGUAUUGAGCACGAAGUUGCUGAACUGGAUCCGACAGGUUCCAUCUCGAAGCCUCUUGCAGGCCAACCUCAAGUUACAGAUUAUGAUGCUGCUGCAGGCGGUGAAGAGAUGCCCAAAGUCACUAUUGAUCUGUGCAAGAGUGAUGAUGAGGGGACAGAACCAAGCCACCAGCAGGAAGCUCCGAUAAAAUCUUCAGUCCUAGAACAACCUCCUAAUACAUAUGUCGAAGCCACGGAAAAGAGACGCUCCCUCCCCCCGCGUUCUGAGUCGAAGGAGAAAUCAUGUUCUACCAAGCAGAAGAAAAGCGCACAUGUUCGCCCAUCCACGGAAUCACCGAACAAAAGAUCCAUGAAUGCGCAGUCAUCUCCAAAGUCUCCACCUACGCAUCAUGUCGGUGAUGGCACUGAGAAGGAUAUUGAGACACAUCCAUUUCAGGUUUCUUCCUCUCAGGAUGAAAGUACCUCCGUUGCAGAAGCCCGACAGCAUGGAUCCUCCGUGGACGAGACCCAGCAGCAAGGUCGUGUGCCAUCCAAAAAGGAAAAGAAUAAACGAAAGCGUGAUAACCGCAAGCUUCGGAAGAAGAAAUACAAUAUUUUUCGCACAAGCCUCUCAAAACCACAAGGCGAACCGUCCACAGCUGAAGCCGACAUGGCGGCAGGUUGUGUGGGAAAGACACCCCACGGAAUAGCAGGAUGCAAUGUCGUGACCGCUGACGAUCUCGCCAUCCUGGACGAGGCAUUUUGGGAUCUGGAGGAUUUUUAGAUACCAAUGAUUCGCAAAGUUCAAUCACCAGCGAUGAGGUGAGGUCCAGAUAUUUCAUCGCUCCCCAGAAAACGAAGAAAGCAGAUGUGCAUCGCAAAAAAAGAUCUACUUCUCCAAACCAAUUUUCUGACCGGAUUCCUGAAGAGACCCGAGUUCUCCUGGCUGA